AACACGUGGGUACAGUAUACCGCAUCGUUUCAUAGUAAGCCAAGUAUUGGUAUCCGGGAGGAGGAUUUUUGCGAAAACGAACAAGAAACAACAAUUCUUUUAAGGAGCAAGCCUCGAUUCUGGUAAAAGAAGUCAUGGGGCGCCUUUUUAGUAAAGCCAAAAAGCCCGACACCCCAAACCAUCCUGAGAGUCAAGAUGGACAGUCGCUUAGUUCCCUUUUACGUGACUUUUGCGGCUAUACGUCGUUUGGGGGACUCGGUCGAGUGAUCGACUCUCCUUAUUUGGUAUUGCGCGUCACGUGGUUCUUGCUGUUUUUGGCGGGAUUCCUUUACGCUACGGUGCAGCUGACGUCACUGUACACUACUUACCAGCAAAGGCCACUCAACACUAGGGUGUCUCUACAAAACAGAGACCGUUUGGAGUUCCCAAGCGUCACAGUCUGUAACUUCAACGUGAUAAAGAAGUCAAAGAUCGACCAGCUAGGAAACAGUGAUCUAAAAGAGAGCUUCAAAAAGUUUGCAGAUGACGAUGACGAUGACGAUGACGAUGACGAUGACGAUGAACCAACGACAUCAGCCAAUUUCCAACCAACGUCGACAGCCAAUUCCAACAACACUGAACCAGUCUCGUCUGUCAACAUAACUAACAACACUAUACCAACUUUAUCUUCUCUUGUACAAAAUUCCACAAGUUCGCCAACAACAGCCACCGAGACUGCGGCAUCUGACGACACCGAUGGCUCGUUUUCUACGGAUGAGGGUCUGGAUGGUUUCAUGUCGAGACAAUUGCUGGAGGCUACUGGAGAUCACAGUGAAGUACUUGAAGAGGACAACUCAGCUUAUGAUGAUGAAUUUGACGAUCUACCGAGUAAUUUAAUGGAAGACUUCCGUAUGAGCGAGGACCUUGCAAUAAGAAUCGCGAAGGAGAGAUUUGAGAAUAUUACAAGGCUUGGCCACCAGUUCGACUCGCUCGUGCGCAAGUGCAGUUGGAGAGGGUCAGAUUGCAGAGCUAAUGCAACAACCGGGAGGUACUGGGGCAGGUUCUGGCACAACAAGUAUGGAAAUUGUUUUGUUUUCAACCCUCUGAUUGGCUGGAACGGCAAGAAGCGCAGGGCGCUCACGGCUCUGAGGGCGGGGCCAAAUUAUGGCUUGACACUUGAACUGAAUGUCGAGCAGGACGAAUACAUUGACGGCUUAAGCACCAAAGCAGGUGCGGUGAUCCAGGUGUCUCCUGUUGGCUACAUGCCGUUCCCAGAAGAGGAAGGCAUCGAUGUCUCGCCUGGCUUUUCUACAUCGAUUGCACUUACAAAGGUAAAGAUAAGUCGGGUCGACGCUUUCGGGAACAGAAGCUGUGUCAAUGAAAUAACAGAGAAAGACAGAGAAAAUUUGUACCAUGUGAAGUACAACGCUACCUACUCGAAAACAGCAUGUCUUAACUUUUGCCUGGCGUACAACCAAAGGAAGACUUGUAAUUGCAUGGAAUACCGCUUUCCGGUAGAAGAAGAGGCCGUUUGCGACACAAUGAACAAGACAACAGUGGAGUGCUUGAGAAGAGUACGCGAAAUGCUGAAGAUGAAGAAGUUGAAUUGUACAGCCGAGUGCUCAGCGCCUUGCAAUCAAGAAACUUACAAGACAACAUCUUCUUUUUCCAUGUGGCCGGCCUUGAACUACAAGGAGAAAAUCAAUAAGAACAUGAAGUGGAAAAAACCUGAAGAAGAAUUGAGUCACAACUUGCUGCAAGCGCGUAUAUUUUACAAAGAAUUCAACAUGGAAAUGAUAGAGGAAACCAUUUCUUACGAGCUUGUGAACUUCAUUGCGGAUAUCGGAGGACAAUUGGGCCUGUGGUUGGGAGUGUCCGUGUUGACUGGGGCCGAGGUCCUGGAGCUGAUUCUACUAUUUGUGGUUCAUUUGAAAAGAAAACUUCACGCACAAAUAAGAGGAGCUAAGCAGAUAGCAAACCCUUAGUAACAGGCGCGUAGCUAAGGGAGCUGGUCUCACGAUAAGGUUGCAUAGGAUAGGAACUGGUGACUUACGAGAGCCGUCUGCUUGCGCAAUGUCAUAGUUUCUGUAGUUUUUUUUUUUUUUUUUAAAGAAAAGGCAUUAUUAUCUGACGGUAAUCGCACAGUCAUACCGUCUAUAAGGACCUGGGGUGGGAUGGCUGGGGGGAUUCGUGCUCCCAAUUAUUUUGCCAGACUCCACUCCCCCUUUUCCAGUAUUUCGAUCCCUUCUUAACAACCGCCUAGAUAGUUAAGGCGGUAUGAUACCCUAAAAUUUACCAAAUUUGAAUUAAUUGUGAAAAAAUUAUUUUCAUCUCAAAGUUACCGUUAUUUAUCCUUGAAAUGUAUGCCCUAGUGUAAUUUAAAUGAAAAUAUAUUUUUUCCUAUAGUAUUCAGCUUUUAAAAAAUGUUGGCGAGCCGUUGCUAGGGGCAACCGGUCUGUUUGCAAUUUGAUUUGAUCUAGAAGUCGGAUUUCAAAGGGCCUAUUUCGAUGGGGUUUUCGAUUUUCUCUUGUUUGGGUUCCCUGUGUUUUAUCCACGUGACUGAAUAGAUCACUAACAAGAGAGUUUACAUGCAGUACCUUCCUAAAUAUCGAUCUUCACAUUUCAACAUCAAAUCAAAAUACAACCUUCCAUUUUACUCUUCAAAUAUGCCUAAAUUCGCUAACCAGAGACGCAAAAAGCGGCGUUUUUGUGGGAACCGCUUUACAGGAAGUCUCAAUUUAGAGGAAAGCGAGUAUAAGAGAGUUGAAAACAGUCCUAUGAGUCGGAAAACGAACCGAGUUGUUCGACUGACAUGGAGCCUGUUCAAGAAGGCAAUCCUGCAAAAUCUGCUCCUGCUAUGGAGCCUGAGGGUGUACAGCGAAUCUUUAAUCGUUCUGUAGAGACCCACAAUAUCCGUUACACUGAAUAUUAUGGUGAUGGCGAUUGCAAAAGCUUUAAUAGAGUUGAGAAAGUCUAUGAGGCUGACAAUAUUAUAGUUAAGAAAAAGGAGUGUAUUGGGCACGUACAGAAGAGAGUUGGUAACUCCCUUCGAAAACUGAAACGUGACACCCCAGGUCUAGGCGGCAAAGGCAAGCUAACCGAUGCACUCAUUGACAAACUACAGAAUUAUUAUGGCAUUGCCAUACGUUCAAAUGUUGGAAACUUGGAGCAGAUGUGUAAGGCAAUUCAUGCUAGUCUUAUGCAUUGUGCUUCUAAUGAAGCCAGAUUGCUGCAUGACCACUGCCCGACUGGAAGCACAAGCUGGUGUAAAUAUCAGAAAGACAAAGCAGACCACACCAAUACAUUUAAGCACAGUGCUGGUCUGCCAUUGGAGAUACUGGCCAAGGUAAAGCCAGUAUAUGUUAGGCUAAGUGAAGCCAGUCUGCUGGAGAAAUGCCUACAUGGCAAAACACAGAACCAGAAUGAGAGUUUGAAUGCAAUGAUUUGGCAGCGAAUGCCCAAGGAGGUGCAUGUCGGCAGGGAUAUUCUGGAAUUGGGCUUGUAUGAUGCUGUAUGUCAUUUUAACAUGGGGUACAGCUCUGUACUAAGACUGUUGGAAGCCCUCAAAAUCCCUGCCGGCAAAUAUACGGAAGCAGGCUGUGGCCUUGAGGAUACUUCUAGAGUUCGGCUUGCAGAGUAUAAAAGUAAGGAGGCAUC
Nematostella vectensis (starlet sea anemone) is the source of this 3636-nucleotide messenger RNA. RefSeq names its product degenerin deg-1. Gene Ontology annotation, biological process: sodium ion transmembrane transport. The coding region runs from base 135 to 1964 and encodes 609 amino acids. The record is from RefSeq and is a predicted model, not a curated record. The transcript has 13 exons. Gene Ontology annotation, molecular function: ligand-gated sodium channel activity. NCBI's taxonomy places the organism in Eukaryota, Metazoa, Cnidaria, Anthozoa, Actiniaria, Edwardsiidae. Gene Ontology annotation, cellular component: membrane.